CUAAACCUACAUUGGUAGUAUCUUUCGAUUUCUGUGUGCGCAGUGUAUGAUAAUUGGUGACAUGUGUUGUUGAGUUUUGUGUUCCCAAGUGAUAAUACAAAAAUGCCGCGGCCCAGUAGAGAAAGCUAUGGCGACCAGAAGCCCCCGUAUUCAUACAUAUCGUUAACAGCGAUGGCUAUCUGGAAUUCACCAGAGAAGAUGCUGCCCCUGUCCGAAAUCUAUAAAUUUAUUACGGAUAGAUUUCCUUACUACAGAAAAAACACUCAGAGGUGGCAAAACUCGCUACGGCACAAUUUGUCUUUCAAUGAUUGUUUCAUUAAAAUUCCUCGACAACCGGAUAGGCCUGGGAAAGGAGCUUAUUGGGCACUACAUCCAGCUGCUUUCGAUAUGUUUGUUAACGGAAGCCUACUACGCAGACGAAAGCGCUUUAAACUGUUGAAAAGCGAUAAGGAAAUUCUGGAAAACGAACUUGCUGCACUAACAAAUAUCAAUAGAUUAUUCUUUACGCCACCUACUAAUCCUGCAGAUAUCAUAAAUCCUGCAGCUGCACUAGUUCAACCAAUGGUACCAACAUUAGUAGAACCACCGUCUCCAACAUUAACUAAAACACCACCCGAGCAAACAACUAUUAUUCGCCCAAAAAGGUCGUUUACAAUAGAAUCAUUGAUAUCGCCAGAUAAACCGGCUCCAGUAGUUCCCAGCACGACGCAUCAUUUAAUUCCUCAUAUGCAUCCGUGGAUGUUAAGUUCUUGCUACGAUUUAAGUGCUUAUGCGGCUCCUAUGUUACUUCAAGGGGCUCCACCGCACACUUUUGACUAUGGACUCACCAGCAACAGUGAGGAAUUAUUUAGGGUCUCGCAAUUAUAGCUAUAGACUUGUUAAAAAGUAUUAUCCUGUAUUAAGAGUUAUCCUGCAGAACACAAGAGAAUGGUUCUUUAGUUAGACCUCAAAAUAGAGGACCGGGGCUCAUUUGGAAAGGGCUAGUGAUGCCAACUAUAGAUUAGAAACUGCACCUUUGAAGGCCGAAAGGUUCGUAACUUUUUCUGAUUGAGAUUACUUGAAUUGUUGAUAAUGCUAAUACUGCAAGUUCUCGAAUAGAUCACAACCAUCAAACAGGUCAGUGAAUAAUAUAUAGAUAGAUAUAAGUCUACCAUCAUUUGAAAACUUGGAACAAUUAAUUCAUUGACUAGUAUAUUUCAAUAAAUUUAUUUUGUUUGGCGCUAAUAAUAAUAACUUUCUACACACAAAACUCCUGUGAACGACUUAGAAUAUUUAGACACAAACAAUUCUUAGCUAAUUCGUAUUUCUAGUUUGCUCAACCCAUCAAUCUCAAUUAGUAAUUAAUGGGACUUUUUAUGUUAUUUACCGCAAUACGUCGCUGAAACGAGUACAAAUGUUUUAGUAUGCAACUCGGCUGUUUUGUUAUUUUCCAGCACUUGUUAGAAGUCGAAAAGACAUCACUAGAAAUUGAGUUUUUGUUUAUAUAAUAUUCCAAUAUUUUAUCAACCAUGUCUAUUAACAAUUUGACAAACUUUAACAAGUAGAAGUAGAGAUUUAGGCAUCUUGUAGCGGCUACAUUGAAUUCCACUACCAAUAGCAACUGAAGCUGAUUGUUAACAGUACAAAUCCUUUCAAACUACAACUGAUUUGAGCUGCAACUGUGAUCAUAAAUUGUUCAGCACUUAAUCUAAGGACGUUUUCCACUUAACUUCAAGAAACAAUGGGCUUGUCAAGCAAUAAGCAAAAUGUACGUUAAUAUUAAAACACUUGAUAUUUAUACUAUCUAUAAAGAUAAAAUUAAAUUCACAUUUGAUAAUUUCCACUGUGUCUAAGUUAUGAAAGACCUGUAUGAAAAUAUAGAAGCGGAAAUAACUGAAAUUGUACGAAGUUGAUUAAACAGGCAGAAUUUCGGGCAUUUAAUAGUGUAAGCUAUUGGCGCUUAAAAGCAUCUGAAACAGUUUUCGCUUGUGUCUCUUUUGGAAAACCGCCGCAAAAAUUAUGACAAUGAUCUGUUUUUGCUAUAUCUUACUAUUUGUUAUCAACAAUAAUCACCCACUUUGUUUUUUUUGUCACUAAAGGUACCAGCUGCUUUCAUAAUUAACAAUGUAUAAUAUAUUAAUAUUUAAAUAGGUUUUCACCGGUUUUUUUAAUGAAUAAAUCGAAAAUUGUAUGCAAAUAUUUAUGGUGUUGCCGUCAAUUAAAUUGAUGAGAAAUGUAUUCUCUAUCGAACCUGUUCUGGGUUUUGUUCUAUUUUGAAAUAUAUUAUUAAUUGAUUCUCUGAUCGGUAAUCGGUAUAAAUUGUUAAAAUUGCACUAAAUAUUAAUGUAUACAUUUUCAAGUUAAUUUGCAUACCUAGAUAUCUUACACUGGAAGAACUACCCUGCAAGCACAAAAACAAGUUCUACAAACACAUUAAUUUAAAUCGCCAUUUUUUAUCAAAGUGUUACAAACCCACAUUACUGAGAUUAGAAUUAAAAGGGCUGUAAGCAAAGAAAGUCAGCUUCAAGAUAAGAAAGUUGAUUAUGGCUUCUUGAAAAUGAAACUUCAAUGUGAAAUACUCAGAAGAUAUGGCUCAGUAUUAAUAUUAUUGCUUAAAACACUGAUUUUUACAACAUAUUUCCGGUUUUUCUAAACUUUUCCGAAAUAAAGCAGAAGCAGUAACUAUCAAUUUUCCAACAAAAUCAUCCAAACGUUUGAUUUUUCUCAAGUUCCCAUCUAGAUUACUAUUUGCUUUGCUUGACUUCUGCACACUUAUAUUUGGUCUUCUAGCAAAAGUUGUCAUUUCAAGUAAAAACGAAUUCUAUUACUUCCUCGAUUAAUUAUUGUAAAGAAGUGUUAACGAUACUACCAUUGAACACAUUGGCAUUUAAUUGAGCACGACGUUGAUUUAUUACCUAGCAUUUAAGUUUUCAAGAAAACACUCAACAUCGUGAGUUGCGCUUUUAAUACUCCCCUAGUUUUGUGAGUAGCUGGGUCUCAUACUAUGCAGAGAUACGAAUCUAAAGUUGAAGCACAUAUUUCUCAAUUUGCUAUAAGAUACUGAAAGUCAGUUUAUAGAAAAGUGCAUGUAGUACUAAAUUCUGAAAAUUUUUCAAAAAUGUUGGCCUUUUAUUGUUUAUAGUCGCAUCAAUAUCUUUGUCCGAUGAAAACUGGUUCUUUUUUUAUCACCAAAUUUCAAAAUAUGCAUAAAUUCUCUAUGAAAAGUGUUCUCAAACACAUAUGCACGUGCCCUUACUGAAUUAUGAAAACAGAAAAAUGAUUAGGAUAGAGUUAGGAUCGUUCUUAUAGUACCUAUGUUUCAGAUCUGAAUUUGCCAAAUAUUAGCCUGCCCAUCUGCAUGCACAUUUCCUUCAAGAUGAAACUAUUUGGCAGUUUAAACAAUAACUUAAUUAAUAUUUGUACAACAGCCCUUGUUUUUACAUUUUUAGUAGAACUUAUUUAACAAAUUUUCUGAGAGAUCAGAAUUGAAACAGUUCAAGGCCAAUUUUCUCUGUUGCAGGUUGAAGGAAUAAUUCGUGAACAACUAAUAUUUAACAUAAUUAACAAUUCAAGAUUAUUUUGAGAAAGAUUUUGAAAAAGGUCACUAAAUUAUUUACUUACUUAAAACCGGCAUUUAUUAUUUUUGACUAAAUAUUUAUGCGGCAGAGUAGUUAUUUUUUUAAAAACUUCUUGUUGGGUAUUUCGCCUCAAAAAUGUUUGUCUUUAAAAAAGACAGAAU
This is a messenger RNA of Dendroctonus ponderosae (mountain pine beetle), 3718 nucleotides long. RefSeq names its product fork head domain-containing protein FD4. NCBI's taxonomy places the organism in Eukaryota, Metazoa, Arthropoda, Insecta, Coleoptera, Curculionidae. Gene Ontology annotation, molecular function: RNA polymerase II cis-regulatory region sequence-specific DNA binding; DNA-binding transcription factor activity, RNA polymerase II-specific. The transcript has a single exon. The coding region runs from base 103 to 867 and encodes 254 amino acids. Gene Ontology annotation, biological process: regulation of transcription by RNA polymerase II; cell differentiation; anatomical structure morphogenesis. The record is from RefSeq and is a predicted model, not a curated record.